AUGCAGCCUCGUCUCCAACGACACAUCCACUGGACCAGGGUCGCCGCAAGCUGCAAUCGCCCUCUGUUUUCGCAGACACUCCAAUUCUCUACACCCAUACACGUUUUCCCUACGGGUGCUGCCGCUGCUGCUUCAUUUUAUAAUCCAGCGUGUGCUCACGACCGCCUGUGCGCCGAUUGUCUCGGAAUGGGCAUUCAAUUGUCAACAAUACAGACGCCUCAAUUCAAUGUUUUGUUUGCUGAGGAUCUUCCGGACUACAGACUAAAUGAGAGUCUGGGUGAAGCACAUUUUCUGCGUUCCUAUACCGCUUACAACAAACAGAAGCAGCUGGUUGUCGUAAAGUCGUUUGUCAACAAGCUCCAAGACUUUUCCAUCACGCCUAUAUGUCGAAGAUUAAAGAGCGAGCAAGACCAACUCAAUGGACUUCCCAACGUGUUGCCGUACACGGAAGUCGCCGAGACCAGCAGGGCUGCUUACAUUAUGCGACCAUACAUUGCCACUAGCUUGUAUGACCGUAUUUCAACGCGUCCGUUUCUUGAACUGACGGAAAAAAAGUGGAUCAUGUAUCAACUCCUACGUGGUCUUAACGAUUGCCACGAACGAAACAUCUUUCACGGUGAUAUCAAGACUGAAAACGUCCUUGUUACCUCCUGGGACUGGGCUUACUUGUCAGACUUUAGUAGCUUUAAACCCACCUAUCUUCCCGAAGACAAUCCCGCCGACUACAAUUACUUCUUUGAUGCCUCUUCUCGGCGCGUUUGUUACAUCGCUCCUGAACGAUUUGUUCCUGCAAACGAGUUGCGUGAAACGCGACUGAAUGCCGCUAUGGACAUAUUCAGUUUGGGCUGCGUUUUCGGUGAAAUACUGCUGGAAGGAACGCCUGUAUUCACACUGUCGCAGUUGUUCGACUAUAAAACUGAGGCCAGUUAUCAUCCACAAAAGUUAUUGUCUCGGAUUGAGAAUAAGGACAUGCAGGAUCUCAUCUUACACAUGCUGCAGCUUGAUCCUGCGAAACGUCUCUCAGCCAAGGACUAUCUCGUAAAAUUCGAACAAACUGUGUUCCCUGAACUCUUUUCUUCCAUACUGUAUCCCUAUUUUACUCGAGUUCUGGAACCGGAGUCUGUGGUAUGCCAGAUCAAUCAAACUGUAAACUACAUCGACAUUUGGACGAAACGUCUUAACACAUUGUUGCAUGAUAUUCAAGCAGGAUCUUUGGAUGAUUACGCAUCAGACGACCUUCCAGCUGGAAUGGAAGACGCUUUUGCAGCAACCUUGUACAGAGAUGGUUCGACGCGAUCCGGGCAAACGGAUGCGCAAUUGCUAAACAGUUGUCAACGGUUCAUAACGAAUCUCUCCAAUACACUAAACAAAGAGGGGAAAGAAAAUGCUAAAGUCUACAACAUGGAGGACGCUUUUCAUUUUGCAACGGUCUUGCUUCCCUUUUUACUUAGUUUUAUUCGAAUUAGCAACAAUAGACGAACUCGGAAAAAGGUGCUGCUGUUGGCUGUUGAUUUGGCAAAAUACGUUCCUGAUGAGUUAAAACUUGACGCAGUGCUUCCUUUCAUUGUCUCUGCCCUUGCUGAUUCUCGCUGUGAUAUUCGUAUUACUGCAUUGUAUGCCAUUACAGAUAUACUGAGCUCGGUCAAUGUGAUUGCGCCUAUUAAUGCAUUCAUAUUUCAUGAAUAUGUUUUUCCCGAAUUGCAACGUCUGUUGACGGACAGAGAAUUGAGAGUACGCGCAGCUUACGCUUCCUGUAUAUCGACCCUGGCGAAACACGCUUCGCGUUAUUUGAACAUGGCUCAGUCUUUGCGAAAUGCCGGUGUCCUCUCAUUUCCAGAAACGGCUUAUGACUCCGUUGAUCACGGAAAGGCCGAGCAACUUUUUGAAUCUGGUCGACAUGAGCUUUUGGUUACCGUUGAAUGGCAUGUUUCUACGCUAUUGGCAGACGCGUCUUCAGAAGUGCGGAGAGCUCUGCUCUCAUCACUGGCACCCUUGUGCAGUUUUUUUGGAAAAGCCAAAGCAGACGAUGUUAUGUUGAGUCACCUUAUUACGUACAUGAAUGACAGUGACUGGAUGCUACGGUGUGCCUUUUUUGAUAGCGUUGUCGGCGUGGCAGCAUUCGUCGGUGCUCGUAGCAUUGACGAGUAUGUUCUUCCACUCAUGCAACAAGCUCUGUUUGACGUUGAGCCGAAUGUGGUAGAAAGCGUGGUUCAUGCAUUUGCUGUGAUGCUGGAAUUAAAUCUAUUUCCAAAACUUGUCGUGCAAAAGAUUCUCCACUCCGUUAUGCCGCUAGUUAUUCUGCCAAAUCCAUAUUUGCGAAGAGCCGUUUUGGGCGUAAUGUUUGCCGCGUACAACAGCCAGGAUGAAAUCGAUCAGCAGUGUUUUGUGUAUCCAAUUAUAUCACCAUACUUGCUCUGUGACACGCCUGACAUUAGGGAUCAUGCACAGCUUGACUCCUUAGUCAUUCCAUCCAUGAGUUUGGAGGCAUGGAGAAUUCUUUUAGGGUGGCAUGCAAAGGCUGGCAAGGAUUCUCAGUUUUGGUCAAAAUCUGCUUUAGAUACGAAGCUUUCUUCAAAGCCUCAAACGCUGUUAGAACCCGGUGUGUACCAUUCGCCAUCCAAUUUACCUCCUUUGUCAUUGUCAGAUAAUCACUGGGUGUCAACGCUGCGAAAGUUUGGGCUUGCUGAAAAGCAUUUGUGGAUUGUUGCAAAUCUCAGGCCGUUGAUCAAGCAUGUGUCAUCUAGUACUGCUUGGACAGACCUGAACAUGAAACGAAUAAGAACAAACGUUCAGGAGCUUUCAAGCUUUCGCGGCUCUUCCGACACUUCCCCUGCUAUUGUUCCUGAGAUAGUAUUCUGGAAUACAGAGUCAUCAAGCGUGCUAGAUGACGAGCUUUCCAACACUUCCAUUCUUCGAGGAUCUUCUCGUGCUAGUUCCAGGACACAAAAACGAAAUAGUAUGCGGACCGCUUUGUCCGGCCCUGUUGUCGAUCCAUUUCUUCGUGUCGAUUCAGGAUCAGUUGUCAGUAUUUCUGACGCCGUUAAACAUUCUUCAUACAAAGGCAAUGAUCCGUUGGUAUUGAAAUGUUUGGAGAAACAGUAUCGUGAAACGUUAGCGGCUCAGGUUGAUCUUGGUCCUACGGUUCCUUCCCGUUUGACUAUGAAAGGAUCAUUGGAACAACAGCAGAACAAGGCAUAUCACAAAGAUCAGAAGCCGUCUCGUUGGCCUGAAGGAAGGCGGAUUUGGUGUUAUACCAAUACUCGAAACAAAAAUGCCCGUAUUCGUCAGGUGCUUGCCAGUCCGGACAGUACAUUUUUCUGUACCUUGGGAAAUGAUGGACUCGUUCAAUUGUGGGCACCGGUCGCGAAUAAUAAAAAGCUCGUUUCAUUCGAGUGUAAACUUUCAUAUCCGCACCAUGAAGGUCGCCAUCCAGGAAGCUCUCUGCCAUUUUCUCCCAUUGUUACCGGUUGUUUCGUUGGACCAAAGCACGCUUUGGCAACCAUUGCUGAGGAUUUAAGUUUUGAAAUCCACCGUUUUAAUGUUCAGACUUCGCGUCAUGUAUUUAUUCGUGAAGGUAAUCUGAAGGCAACUCUUCACACAAACGAAAGAGUCUUGCUCAUGCAGGCUGCUUCAAAUGAUGAUGACAUAGACGCAACGAUUGCUGUUGCAACUAGCCAUUCCCGAGUGCUUGUCUUUAAUGCUAGUCAACUUGCCUUGCAGUUCGAUCUGCAAAGUUCGCUUGAACAUGGACUGUUAUCGAGCAUGGCACUUGCGGCAAACGGUUCCUACCUCAUUCUUGGAACUUCUUUGGGCUAUAUUGACUUGUGGGAUCUACGAUUUCGUAUUAAAGUAAGGUCGUGGUUUGUUACCGCCCGUGUUGAUGCCAUACAGAUGGUUGGUUCUCUAGCAACAUUGGCAGAAGGAGAUGCAAAUAAUGAUGUCUCGAACACGCAGCUGUUGCUUGCUGUAAGUCGUCCACGGCCCAAAAAUCUACGGCCUUUUAACUCCCCUGUCACCGGUUCUGCAGCUGUCAUUGAGUUUGACAUUCGGACAGGAAAAACAAAGGCCAUUUAUCUCGACAGCUGGGACACCACUUUUCCGCUCCCCAUUCCAAUACCUUCCGUGGAUUCGUUCUCAUUAACCCCACAUUCUAUGGACUAUCUAAGUGAAUCACUAUCGCUGUACUCUUGGCCCUCAACUGUGCUUCCUCUGUAUGCCGUCCGCUUUUCAGCAGAUCAGCCAGUACCAACAGCAGUGGAUUUACUGCUUGUCAGUAUCGGAGGAAGUGGACGGAGCGUAUGCAUUUGGAACACUGCCGAUAUCGUAAACAGUGUGUGUUUGACACGCACUACGGAUUCAAGCAAGUGGGUUACUAUCAAGGAUACUGAUGCUAUGGAGACCCAAGGUAUACGAAUUCACUCGCGCGUUCCCAUGCAUUCGACAAACCGGCCGAGGUCGUCUGGUGCAUCGCGUUCACUCACAUUUCUUCGUGAACAAAAGCAAUUGCAACAGCAGGAAUUUGGCGUUUUUGCAAUCACCGGUAUUGCUAUUAUUAAUGAACCCUGUACCCUACUCCUUGUCGCUGAUGCUGGUGGAAAUCUCGAGUUAUGGACCUAA
Schizosaccharomyces japonicus yFS275 is the source of this 4617-nucleotide messenger RNA. Its product is annotated as VPS15 protein kinase Ppk19. Lineage: Eukaryota; Fungi; Ascomycota; Schizosaccharomycetes; Schizosaccharomycetales; Schizosaccharomycetaceae. Gene Ontology annotation, biological process: macroautophagy; late endosome to vacuole transport. The transcript is spliced from 3 exons. Gene Ontology annotation, cellular component: phosphatidylinositol 3-kinase complex, class III, type I; phosphatidylinositol 3-kinase complex, class III, type II. Bases 1 to 4617 code for a protein of 1538 amino acids. The record is from RefSeq and is a predicted model, not a curated record. Gene Ontology annotation, molecular function: ATP binding; kinase activity; transferase activity.